Molecule: messenger RNA, 1482 nt
Organism: Lactuca saligna
Lineage: Eukaryota; Viridiplantae; Streptophyta; Magnoliopsida; Asterales; Asteraceae
Source: the annotation of a GenBank genome assembly
AUGUUACAACAAGAAGAGAAGAAAAAGUCGAAGAAAUCAAAUAAGACAGAGGGUGAGUCUUCGAAAAAAGGGGUGAAAGCAGAACAAAAGAAUAAAGAGUUAAUAGUUACAUCUCGAACUGUCGAAGAGGUGUCCCCUGUUUUAACUUCAGUGGCUGAUACACCGGUUAUCAAAGCCUCUCCAUCAAAAGAAACGAUUCCUUCGACGACGGGGUUUUUUCGAAGAAUAAAAAUCAAGAGAAAAUCUCAGUUGGUGAAGAAAACACAGGUUACUCAUCAAGGAGUUACCGUUCGAGAAAUUCUAGCUCCGGUGUCUCCAUCUUCUAAGAAACGAAGGGCUGAAGAUAUGGCGAAAUUUUUAAAGAAAACCCAACGUAUAGAAGAAGUGGAUCAAGUUCCUGAGACUCCUGAAGAUGAAAUUUCUAAAGAAGUAGAGAUUCUUCAAUCUACUGAAAUUUCGAAGCUUGAUGAUAUAAAGCUCAUUGAACCAACAUCUUUACCUCAGGUUACUUCCACAACUGAUUCUCCAACAUUCCAAUCUAUUAUGGAUCAACCUUUCACCACUAUAUUCUCAACACAAUCAACCGAUCCACCAAAUCCAUCAGCACCUAUUGCUGAAACCAUGGCUGUUGAUGAGGAAACUGAUAACGAAGGAUUUGGAGGAACAUUCAAAGCUCUUUCCUUUGAUAAAGCUGAAGAAGAUUUCCCUGACCAUAUGCUGAUGACAAUGAAGCAGUUCAAGAUCUUGAAUUCAAAAUUAAAUUCUAUCUUGCAAUCUCAAGCGGAUGUGGGAAGUGCUGGAAUCACUAUCAUGGAAGUUGAUUCCAUAAUGAAGGAAAUGGAAAGCAGGAUGAUUUUGAAGGCAUCAGGGUUAAUACGUGAUUCUGAAAGCCGCAUUCUUGAGAAAACUGAUCAGAAUGAUAGUUCUACAGAGAAUAGAAUCAAUUCUAUGAGAUCUGAUUUUCUAAAGGAAGUGAAGGAUUUGAAGAUUGUUACGAAGGAGCAUCAUUUGCUCUUUGUACAGGAAGUUAAGAAGGUUCUAGAAGACGUUAAUAUGCAAAUUCGUGAACUUCGUGAAACAAUGACGAAGGAGGUUCAGCAUAUUCAACAAGGGUAUGAAUCAGCAUAUCAGAAGAUCGACAUUAUUUGUGAUGCGGUUGUUCAGUGUGUUAAUAUGUUCGAACAAUUCAAUCCUCAAAUGAUCUCUCUUUCAGCCAAAGAAGAACAACAUUUUGGAGAGUUGGUGAAACUACCCAAGAAAUAUCUUCGAAAGUUUCUUCACCAAUUAUUUCUCAAGAAUUUCUUUCUUAGAAAUUCAUUCAUUUCGAAGCCAUUCUACAAAAACACCUUACUCCAUUACUUCGAAUUUCAAGCCUUUUGCCAAACGUAUCAGAUGCCCCACCUGCUGUCACAGGGGUGCAAGGGGGAGAAAAGGUUGGUCAAGCAAAGGCUGGGGAACAUGAGAAGAAAACUAAAGAUAUGA